Molecule: messenger RNA, 1573 nt
Organism: Myiozetetes cayanensis
Lineage: Eukaryota; Metazoa; Chordata; Aves; Passeriformes; Tyrannidae
Gene: YBX3
Product: Y-box binding protein 3
Exons: 9
Coding region: 68-976 (302 amino acids)
Biological process (GO): regulation of gene expression
Cellular component (GO): nucleus
Molecular function (GO): nucleic acid binding
Source: RefSeq, a predicted model, not a curated record
CCAUUUUGGGGCCAGUAAGACCCAGCGCGGCCCGAGCCACACGCGCCGCCACCGCCCAGCCGGCACCAUGAGCGAGGCGGCGGAGACCAGCGCUGCCAGCACGGCCGCCGCCACCACCACCAGCACCGCCGCCCCGGCCGCCGCCAGCACCACCACCAGCACCGCCACCACCACCACUGCCGCCGCCACUGCCGCGCCCGCCGCCCCGGACGGCGGUGCCAAGAGCCCCGGCAGCGCCGCCGCGCCGGGCGCGGCUGUGGGCGAGGCGGCCCCCGGCGCUGCCGCCACCGCCACAACGGCCGCGGCCGAGACGGAGAAGAAAGUGCUGGCCACCAAAGUUCUUGGCACAGUCAAGUGGUUCAAUGUCAGAAAUGGAUAUGGCUUUAUCAACAGAAAUGAUACCAAAGAAGAUGUGUUUGUUCAUCAGACGGCGAUAAAGAAAAACAACCCUCGGAAGUACCUGCGCAGUGUUGGUGAUGGAGAGACUGUGGAAUUUGAUGUGGUCGAGGGAGAAAAGGGUGCAGAGGCAGCCAAUGUCACCGGUCCGGACGGGGUCCCCGUGGAAGGCAGCCGCUACGCCGCCGACCGGCGCCGCUACCGACGGGGAUACUUCGGCCGACGCCGCGGGCCACCCCGGAGUCAGGGUGCUGAGGGAGAAAUCAAGGACGGGGUCACAGAAGGAGGACAACUUCAGCAAGUGCACAGGAAUCCUACCACCUACCGGCCCCGCUACCGCAGAGGGCCCCCUCGCCCACGCCCUGCCCCAGCCAGCGGGGAGGCCGAGAACAAGGAGAACCACCACGAGGCCAACGCCAUGGGCCAGCAGCCUCUUCGCCGCGGCUACCGCCGGCCCUACAACUACCGGCGCCGGCCCCGUCCCGCCAGCGCCCCCCCUCAGGAGGGCAAAGAGACAAAGGUAGCUGAAACACCUGCUGAAACUCCUGCUCCAGUGACAGAGCAGAGUGGUGCUGAGUAAUGCCCGGCUCCCCAGGCACCUUCACCACCCCUCAGGUGUCCUAAAAUACAGCUCAAAAGUAACACCAAAGAAACUCACAAGCAAUAAAUUGUCAACAGUGAUGACGAGAGCAAAGAUUUGACCUACGGAAAUGCAAAAGAAAACAAACAUUUACCAGCAGCUGAGAUCCAGGGAACGCCUACGAGAGAGAUGCAUGAGAGAAAAAAGAGAGCGAGGUUCAGAAAGAACAACCUCCCUAGUUUUCAACAGCAACUGUGGAGCUUUUGUUUUUUGGUUUUUAUUUUUUUUUCCUAGAAUUUCACUGUUUUGCUAGUAAGGAAUUUUUCAAUUUUUCAAUUUUUUCUUUUGGUAUCAAACUAAAAAGGGAAAAAAAAGCAACCAAAGAACUAAAAAUUGAAACAAAAAAUGCUUUUUUUUUUUUAUUGGAUGCUGGUGCUAAACCUCCCAAGUGUGAUGAGUUGUUUUUUUCUGUGCCAGUCCUGGUCACUGCAGGACGUGGGGAGGAGAAACUUCCGCUUUCCUUGUUAAGAUCUAUUUGAAACUGCAGCAUUGGGUGACGUUCCUCACAAAUAAAAGUGAUUUCAAUUACUCAAAGAA